Molecule: messenger RNA, 1866 nt
Organism: Pseudopodoces humilis (Tibetan ground-tit)
Lineage: Eukaryota; Metazoa; Chordata; Aves; Passeriformes; Paridae
Gene: MATN4
Product: matrilin 4
Molecular function (GO): calcium ion binding
Source: RefSeq, a predicted model, not a curated record
AUGAAGCUCCUGCCUGUUGUCCCUCUCCUCCUGCUUCUCCUGACAACACUGGAAGCCAGACCAAAAUCUGCAGCACUGAAGUGCAGGACGGGUCCCCUGGAUGUUGUGUUUGUGAUCGACAGCUCCCGCAGCGUGCGCCCCUUUGAGUUCGAGACCAUGCGGCGAUUCAUGAUGGACAUCAUCGGCAACCUUGACGUGGGCCCCAACGCCACACGGGUGGGGGUGAUCCAGUACUCCAGCCAGGUGCAAAACAUCUUCUCCCUCAAGACCUUCUUCACACGGGCAGACAUGGAGAGGGCCAUCAACAGCAUCGUCCCGCUGGCCCAGGGCACCAUGACGGGUCUGGCCAUCCAGUACGCCAUGAACGUGGCCUUCACCACGCAGGAGGGCGCGCGCCCUCUGCACAAGAGGAUCCCCCGCAUCGCCAUCAUCGUGACGGACGGGCGGCCCCAGGACCGUGUCACCGAGGUGGCCACCCAGGCCCGGAACGCUGGCAUCGAGAUCUACGCCGUGGGAAUCCAGCGGGCGGACAUGAACUCUCUGCGGGCCAUGGCCUCCCCACCGCUGGAGGAGCACGUCUUCCUGGUGGAGUCCUUUGAGCUCAUCCAGCAGUUUGCCAAGCAGUUCCAGGACAGGCUUUGCGGGGUGGACAUGUGUGUGGAGCGGGAGCACGGCUGCCAGCACAGCUGCAUCAGCACCCCUGGCUCUUUCUACUGCGAGUGCAACCCAGGCUACAGGCUCAAUGUGGAUGGAAAGACCUGCUCCCCCAUCGAUGCGUGUGCAGACGGGAGACACGGCUGUCAGCACCACUGUGUCAGCGUGCGGGGCUCCUACUCGUGCCGCUGCCGGCCAGGCUACUACCUCAGCCAGAACAAGAGGAGCUGCACCAUGAUUGAUUACUGCAGCUUCGGAAACCACAGCUGCCAGCACGAGUGCGUGAGCAUCCCCAACGGGCACUACUGCCGCUGCCGCAGCGGCUUCACGCUCCAGCCUGACAGCAAGUCCUGCAGGGCCACCGACCUCUGCAACGGGGUGGAUCACGGCUGUGAGUUCAAGUGUGUGAGCACGGAGGGCUCCUACCACUGCAUGUGCCCUGAGGGCCAGCAGCUCCAGGCCGAUGGCAAGACAUGCAGCAAGUGUGGAGCUGGGCACGUCGACCUUGUGAUGGUGAUCGAUGGCUCCAAGAGCGUCCGGCCCCAGAACUUUGAGCUGGUGAAGCAGUUUGUGAACCGUAUUGUGGACCUGCUGGAGGUGUCCCCCCACGGCACACGGGUGGGAUUGGUGCAGUACUCCAGCCGCGUGCGCACCGAGUUCCCCCUCAACAAGUACCACAGCGCUGAUGAGAUCAAGAAGGCGGUGAUGGAUGUGGAGUACAUGGAGAAGGGCACCAUGACAGGCCUUGCCCUCAAGCACAUGGUGGAGCACAGCUUCUCUGAGCUGGAAGGUGCCAGGCCUCUCUCCCACAACAUCCCCAGAAUCGGGCUGGUCUUCACAGAUGGACGCUCCCAGGAUGACAUCUCUGAAUGGGCCAGGAGAGCAAAGGAAUCAGGGAUUGUCAUGUUUGCCGUGGGUGUUGGAAAAGCUGUGGAAGAAGAGCUGAGAGCCAUCGCCUCUGAGCCAGUGGAGCAGCACUUCUCCUAUUCAGCAGACUUCACCACCAUGACCCACCUGGUGGAGAACUUCUCCCUGAAUAUCUGCCCAGAGGAGGGCAAAGGGGAGACGGAGAUCCGCAGCCCGUGUGAGUGUGAGGCGCUGGUGCAGUUCCAGACGAACACCGUGGCCAUCCUGCAGAGCCUGACCGAGAAAAUUGCUCAGAUGACAGCCAGACUCGAAGACUUGGAAAAGCAGAUUGCCAACAAGAAGUGA